ACGACAUAUACUUCUUUAAAAUAGCAUCAAAUAAAAGUUGCCUUUUAUGAUUUCCUUAACAUGCUGACCACUUGGAUAAUUCUUCUUGCAAUACAAAUGUUUGGUUUGCCAAGUGAGUCCAAGAUACUCGGGGCAUAUAUACUACCACAUGGUGGCAUCGCCCUGGACCCUAAAUUCUUCAACAGCACGAACACAACAUCAAUUGAACAAGCAUGGAAGUUACAUAAUGCAUCAGUAGAAGUCGGGAUGGAGAUCUCAAGGCUUAAUCCAGAUUUAAUUUUCAUUAGCACACCGCAUGGAGUCUCGGAUCUGAAUAACUUUGUGUUUUAUUUAAACACCAAUGCUGAGGGUAGAGCGGACACUGACAACUGUGACUGCCCACCAUGUUGUUAUAAUGUAUCCGUCAAAAUUAAUACCAAUUUGUCUAUGGGGCUUGCGGAGUCACUGGGAAGGCACAUGCGAGUAUCGGGUCUCACUGCAAACGGGUCUCCGGGCACUGCAACGUCUCCGUUCCCUCUGAGGUGGGGAGAGGUGAUACCUUUGCAUUUCAUGGGUGAUCUCAAAAAUGCUGAGGUGGUGAUAUUCUCUAUGCCCAGUAGACGCUACAGCCAAUCUGUGGAGAUGAUUCCCGAACUAUUGGCAUUAGGUGGAGAACUGUUUAAAGAAUUGGAGGGUCUUCCUGAAAGAGUAGUAGUUGUAAUAAGUGGAGAUCUGGCACACACUCAUGAUAGAGAUGGACCAUAUGGAUACUCUGAUGCAGCGGAACCAUUUGAUCAAGCUUGUGGGAGGUGGAUCACAGCCAAAAACAGGAAAGAGAUUACAAAAGUAGCUGCUUCGUAUGUGACGAAGGCCCUGUCAUGUGGAUACACUGGAUUUGUCAUGUUACAGGGCAUGAUAGAUGGCGUUGGUGUUAAUUCUUGGGAUUUCCAUCUCCAUGCAAACUAUCACCCUAGUUACUAUGGAAUGAUGGUGGCAUCUAUAAAUAGAACUAACUUUAAAUUACCACCUACCAAUGGCAAUCAAACUCUACACAAAUCUUUCAUUUCACAAAUAUUUGGAGCUAUUAUGGAUAUCAUGAAGCAGUUUACAUAAAAUAACAAAUGAUUUUGAAUACCUUGAAUACCAUCCUAAACCUAGUAUGAAGACAUCUUUAUUUGAAUUUCACUCCUUAGAGAUCACAAAGAAAGUUCAUUGUGUGCCUUGGUACUUUUGUAAUCUGGUAUAUGAUAAUGAACAUAAUUUGUUAUUUGAAUGCUCUACAUAUAAAAUUAUAUUUCUUUCUGCAUGUAUAACAGUCAAAAAUCAUACAAUUUACUGUACAUGAUACUAGACAAUAAUGGAAAGACAAUUACAUGCACAUGUACA
This is a messenger RNA of Owenia fusiformis, 1365 nucleotides long. Lineage: Eukaryota; Metazoa; Annelida; Polychaeta; Sabellida; Oweniidae. The record is from the annotation of a GenBank genome assembly.